Messenger RNA from Selaginella moellendorffii, 2226 nucleotides. RefSeq names its product ATP-dependent zinc metalloprotease FTSH, chloroplastic. The coding region runs from base 71 to 2158 and encodes 695 amino acids. The transcript is spliced from 5 exons. Gene Ontology annotation, cellular component: membrane; chloroplast thylakoid. NCBI's taxonomy places the organism in Eukaryota, Viridiplantae, Streptophyta, Lycopodiopsida, Selaginellales, Selaginellaceae. The record is from RefSeq and is a predicted model, not a curated record. Gene Ontology annotation, molecular function: ATP hydrolysis activity; ATP binding; metalloendopeptidase activity. Gene Ontology annotation, biological process: proteolysis.
CUCGUCUUUGUGGCUCCAAAGAAUGACACGAAGAUAGAUACCCACAUUUUCUAGGGUUCUUCCAGCAGCUAUGGCGGCAUCGGCGUCGUGUGCCUUGGCGUUCCAUCCGCUUCUACAAGGUACUAGCGCUACUCGCUUGAGACGAUCGGCAUUCACACCGCACAAAUCUCCUCCCCAGCAAUGCAUCGUCAUCGCUCGCGCUUCGCAGUCGAAAUUCCCGGCGGCGACGCUGGCAUCGGUUGUUCUAGCAAUCUCUGGCGCCACUCCCGCCAUGGCCGUGGACGUCCAGCCUCCUCCAGCCCCCCAGGCACAACAAAUCGAGCAGACUCCAGCGGCGGGGUCGCCAUUCUCGCUCAUGGAAGCUCCGCCGGUGGAGGCCCGGAAGAAACUCGAUCUUCCAGAGGGGAACCAGUGGCGAUACAGCGAGUUUUUGAACGCGGUGAAGGGAGGGAAGGUGGAGAGAGUGAGGUUUAGCAGGGAUGGCAGCGUUCUCCAGCUCACCGCCGUGGACGGGCGACGAGCAGCAGUGAUCGUUCCAAACGAUCCCGACCUGGUCGAUAUCCUUGCCAUGAAUGGAGUGGAUAUCUCGGUCUCGGAGGGAGAGUCCGGCAACAAUCUCUUCAACAUCCUCGGCAAUCUCCUCUUUCCACUGCUCGCUUUCGGAGGCUUGUUCUUGCUCUUCCGGAGAGCUCAGGGAGGCCCUGGCGGUCCCGGAGGCCUUGGAGGUCCCAUGGACUUUGGACGAUCGAAAUCCAAGUUCCAAGAGGUUCCAGAGACGGGGGUUACAUUCGCGGACGUUGCUGGAGCCGACCAGGCAAAGCUGGAGCUCCAGGAGGUGGUCGACUUCUUGAAGAACCCGGAGAAGUACACGGCCUUGGGUGCUAAAAUUCCAAAAGGCUGCCUGCUCGUCGGCCCUCCAGGGACUGGGAAAACUUUGCUAGCGAGGGCUGUUGCUGGUGAAGCCGGUGUGCCGUUCUUCUCGUGCGCCGCCUCUGAAUUCGUGGAGCUCUUUGUCGGUGUUGGAGCCUCCCGUGUAAGGGACUUGUUCGAGAAGGCCAAGGGGAAGGCUCCAUGCAUUGUGUUCAUCGACGAGAUUGAUGCCGUCGGCAGGCAGAGAGGUGCUGGCCUGGGUGGUGGAAAUGACGAGCGCGAGCAAACUAUCAACCAGCUGCUCACUGAGAUGGAUGGUUUUUCUGGGAACAGUGGAGUCAUAGUUUUGGCCGCCACGAACAGGCCCGACGUGCUCGACUCUGCUCUCUUGAGACCUGGCCGAUUUGAUCGGCAAGUCACGGUUGACAGACCUGAUGUGGCUGGACGAGUGAGGAUUUUGGAGGUCCAUUCUAAAGGAAAAUCCCUGGGCAAGGAUGUCGACUUUGAGAAGAUCGCAAGAAGAACUCCGGGCUUUACCGGCGCGGACUUGCAAAACCUCAUGAACGAAGCGGCCAUCCUGGCGGCCAGGAGAGAUCUCAAAGAGAUUAGCAAAGAUGAGAUCUCUGAUGCUCUGGAACGAAUCAUCGCUGGACCUGAGAAGAAGAAUGCUGUGGUUUCGGAGGAGAGGAAGAAGCUGGUUGCUUACCACGAGGCUGGCCACGCACUCGUUGGAGCACUGAUGCCCGAGUAUGAUCCAGUCGCGAAAAUUUCCAUCAUCCCCCGGGGUGGAGCCGGAGGUUUGACAUUUUUCGCACCCAGCGAGGAGAGACUUGAGUCAGGUUUAUACAGCCGAAGCUACUUGGAGAACCAGAUGGCGGUGGCUCUUGGGGGAAGAAUCGCGGAGGAGGUGAUCUUCGGCCCCGAGAACGUCACCACCGGAGCUUCAAACGAUUUCCAGCAAGUGUCGCGGGUUGCACGCCAGAUGGUGGAGCGAUUUGGAUUCAGCAACAAGAUUGGCCAGGUCGCUCUCGGUGGCUCUGGCGGAAAUCCUUUCCUCGGCCAACAGCUUUCUCAGCAAUCCGAUUACUCCAUGGCCACCGCUGACGUUGUCGACGCCGAGGUUCGCGAGCUCGUCGAGUCGGCCUACGCUCGAGCCAAGCAUCUCAUCACGACUCACGUUGAGAUCUUGCACAAGCUCGCCAAUCUCUUGAUCGAGAAAGAGACUGUGGAUGGCGAGGAGUUUUUGAGCCUCUUUGUGGAUGGAAACGCGGAGCUUUACUUGGGAUAGAUUCGCAAAUGUAAAGUCAUGAGAACUUAAAUAAAUAAAUAAAAUUAAACCCUUAGGCUAACCGCUAA